Messenger RNA from Alternaria hordeiaustralica, 507 nucleotides. RefSeq lists its product as uncharacterized. NCBI's taxonomy places the organism in Eukaryota, Fungi, Ascomycota, Dothideomycetes, Pleosporales, Pleosporaceae. The record is from RefSeq and is a predicted model, not a curated record. The transcript has a single exon. The coding region runs from base 1 to 507 and encodes 168 amino acids.
AUGCUGAUAAGCCACAAGCCACGUUCUACAGCACACGCUGCUGCCGCAAGAUCGUCACUCACCGCGUUGGUCAAAGACCUAAGGGCGCAGGAACGGGAGGUUCUCAGUCUAAGCAGCGCGCUCGAUAAAGAGCGGUUGGAGCAUGAGAAGCACAUUGAAGACCUAGAAACAACACACGCGAAAGAGAUCGCGGCCGUCAAUGAGCAUCACGAUCGCCAUCUUGCGCAGAUCGAAGUGCGUCACAGCGAAGAGCUCACGCGCGUCAAGUUGUGGUGUGUGAUGAACCAACCAAGGCCAAACGAAUUAUCACGGGUUCGCGAAAGGCAGCGGAGGUCAACAUUGGAAGCCGAAGUGGAGAAGACAAAAGAAGAGGCGAAGAUGAGAGCUCUUUGGCAAGAAACUAGAAUACAGGAACUGGAGCGUGAGAACGACCAAGUCAAGCAUCAACUGGCAAAUUUGCAAAGGGAUUCACAAUGGAAGAACUGGAUGAAGACAAUAAUGUCAUAA